AUGAUCAAAUUGAUAAAUGCUCAUGACAUGCUGACAGUCAACUACUCCCUGUUCCAGUUGAAGGGUCGCAUGGAUCCAUUUUGUGGCUGCUCCAAGGUUGGUGUCUUUCGUUUGAACGCCGAUUGUUCCCAUCGAAUGGAGUGGGUUAUGUGUCACGGUCGAUUCAAAGUUUUCGUACCACUCCUCAGCGGUUUGAAUGAUAUCACACUUAAGUGUACACAUUUCGAAGCUGAACUACGUAUCGUCUACCGUGUACCCGUAUCUGAAACUGGAUACUGUGUAAAACCGGUUUAUGUGAUUUGUUCCGACGGACCGGAACAAUUCGAAGUUCCCAAUACGACCACGACUGAAUGUGGUCCCCAAUCGGCCGGGAAACGAAUCUCUCUCGCCAUGUGUUUACUUCAGUCACUGAUGGCAGAAAGUCUACUUGCUGAGUUGGGCCAACGGCAUACGUUUCUAAUUGACUAUGGUGUGUUGAAUGGGGAAGCANGCCCCAUGCAUGAUUCACCGGAGCAGCAUGUCUCGGACGGAAGUGUACGCGAGUGA
Molecule: messenger RNA, 546 nt
Organism: Echinostoma caproni
Lineage: Eukaryota; Metazoa; Platyhelminthes; Trematoda; Plagiorchiida; Echinostomatidae
Source: the annotation of a GenBank genome assembly